AAUCAACUUCCGCAACUUUGCUCCACCAAAAACAACAUUAGUUGGCGGACAUGUAACUUGACCAGAACGAUUACCCUUGGCCUAUUGGCUCGCAGAAAUCUGGCGUUGUGAGUUUUUGUUUAGGUGUUAGUUCAUAUUGGUUCAACUCUGUUUCUCAGUGAAAGUUUCUGUGAAAAUGAAAAGUGCAACUUUGAUUGGAGGUAGUUCGCACCCCGACCUUGUGGCAUUGAUUGCUUCUCGGCUUGGUGUGACUCCUGCACCUGUUUCUUUAAAACGUUUUGCAAAUGGUGAAACUAGUGUAGUGAUUCAUCAAUCUGUUCGUGAUCAGGAUGUAUUUAUUAUCCAAAGUGGCAGCAAAACGGUCAACGACAGUCUAAUGGAGUUGCUUAUUCUCAUUAGUGCUUGUAAGGGUGGUUCUGCUCGCAGAAUCACCGCUGUUAUGCCAUAUUUCCCUUACUCUAAGCAAUCAAAAAUGAAGAAGUAUCGUGACGCUAUCACUGCCAGAAUGGUUGCCAAUUUGUUGUCAGUUGCUGGCGUUGAUCAUGUUAUUACGAUGGAUUUGCAUGCUUCUCAAAUGCAAGGCUUCUUUACUCGACCUGUCGACAACCUUUAUGCUGAACCCAACAUUGCUGAGUGGAUUCGCCAUAAUGUUGAAGACUGGGAAAACGCUGUUGUAGUGUCAAAAAAGCCCGGUGGUGCCAAGCGUGUUACAAGUUUGGCCGAUACAUUGAAUCUGGAUUUUGCACUUAUUAACACUGAUAAGCAGCGUAGUUCGCAUCUCCAGCACUCUACUUUCAUGGAAGAAUCGUUCAUGGAAGAAAGUCAGAUGGAGGAGUUGACAAUUGCAGCUCCUCAAAGCCAUAUGGGUCGUCGUCGAGUCCACACCUCCCGUUUCAUUUUUGGUCAUGUUGUAGAUGAAGAAUUUGAGGUUGAUAGCUCUCGUCCAGAAACCCCCCGCUCUGAGUGUUUGCCCAGCGGCACUAUGACCCCUAUUCCUGAUGAGACUCCCAUCUACGAUGAUGAUGAGGAAGAGGAACUCAAUGCGGCCAGUGCCUCAAUCUGCACGGAACGCAUGAUUACCCUGGUUGGUGACGUAAAUGGAAAAAACUGCUCUUUUGCUCGAUGAUAUGGUAGAAAAUCCUACGACGUUUGUCGUAGCUGCCGAACAUAUGAUCAAGCGUUGCGGAGCUAAAAGAGUAAUAAUCAUUGGAACCCAUGGCAUCUUUCAGAAUAAUUGUUUGGCUAUUUUGCAUGCCUGUCCUUUCAUUGAUAAGAUUGUUGUUACUAACACCUAUCCACUUGAUCGUGAGGCCAUUGAAAUUUACCAUAAGCUCGUUAUUGUUGACAUCAGUGGUGCCAUUGCAGAGGCCAUUAGAAGAACCCAUAAUGGUGAGAGUAUUAGCUUUUUGUUUAAGAAGGCAUUUUAACUUCGUCUAUCCAAUAAAAUUACUUUUUCUUGUUCGUAA
Messenger RNA from Schizosaccharomyces japonicus yFS275, 1466 nucleotides. Its product is annotated as ribose-phosphate pyrophosphokinase. The record is from RefSeq and is a predicted model, not a curated record. Gene Ontology annotation, molecular function: ribose phosphate diphosphokinase activity; magnesium ion binding. Gene Ontology annotation, cellular component: cytoplasm; ribose phosphate diphosphokinase complex. Gene Ontology annotation, biological process: nucleotide biosynthetic process; 5-phosphoribose 1-diphosphate biosynthetic process; ribonucleoside monophosphate biosynthetic process. The transcript is spliced from 3 exons. Bases 176 to 1126 code for a protein of 316 amino acids. Lineage: Eukaryota; Fungi; Ascomycota; Schizosaccharomycetes; Schizosaccharomycetales; Schizosaccharomycetaceae.